Cannabis sativa is the source of this 1615-nucleotide messenger RNA. RefSeq names its product protein trichome birefringence-like 43. The transcript has 5 exons. Gene Ontology annotation, cellular component: Golgi apparatus. The record is from RefSeq and is a predicted model, not a curated record. Gene Ontology annotation, molecular function: O-acetyltransferase activity. Bases 253 to 1419 code for a protein of 388 amino acids. Lineage: Eukaryota; Viridiplantae; Streptophyta; Magnoliopsida; Rosales; Cannabaceae.
AACUUUGAUAGAGUUAUUUUCCUUUGAUAGCCCAUCACUUUCAUCAACUCUUUCUCUCUGUUUAAAAAGUUUAUUAUAAGUGUAUUUUAUAUUAAUUUAACAAAUAAAAAAACAUCCCAAUAUUCUUAUAUAUAUAGCCUCCAAAAUAAGUUCAUUUAUUUCCAAUAGAGACUCAAAAUUGAGUCAUCACGCAAGUUUUAAUUAACACCUACCAAAAAAAAAAAAAAACCUCUUUUUCUCUUCUUUCUCUCGAUGAUGGGUUCUAUCAUAAUGAUAAGGCAAAUUUUAGCUGUGGUGGUGUUCCUCUUAUUAUUAUUAGUUCUAAACGAAGCAAAAGGUAAUAAUAAUAAUAAUAAUAAUAUUGAGCAUCAUGAUCAUUUCAACAGGUUCGUAGUACAUGGUAAUAACGAUAUUAUUAAUAAUACGAGAAUAAUUACGACGAAGGGGUGUGAUUUCUGGGAUGGUAAUUGGGUAUACGACACGUCGUAUCCACUCUACGACACCUUAAAAUGUCCUUUUGUAGAGAAGGAAUUUGAUUGUGUACAGAACGGUCGACCUGACAAGCUCUACCUUAAGCUCAGAUGGCAGCCCACUUCCUGCAAAUUACCAAGAUUCGAUGGGCGAGAUUUCUUGACAAGGUUUAGAGGAAAAAGCAUAAUGUUUGUUGGGGACUCAUUGAGCUUAAACCAAUGGCAAUCUCUUACUUGCAUGCUUCAUACAGCUAACCCAUUGGUCCAAUACAAAUCGGUUAGGGUUGGAGACCUCUCUGUAUUUUCAUUUCCGGCAUACAAUUUGAAGAUAAUGUUCUCUAGGAAUGCAUUUCUAGUGGAUAUUGUAGGCACAAGUGUGGGACGAGUUCUUCAACUCGACUCAGUUCGAGGUGCAACAUUGUGGAAAAACGUCGACGUUUUGAUCUUCAACACCUGGCACUGGUGGCUUCACACUGGCAGAAAACAGCCAUGGGAUUUGAUUCAAGAUGGGCAAGUCUUAGUGAAAGACAUGAAUAGAUUGGUUGCGUACGAGAAAGCUUUGAACACAUGGGCUAAGUGGGUCGACACCAAUGUGGAUCCAGCUAAAACUAGAGUCUUCUUUCAAGGGGUUUCCCCAGACCAUAAUAAUGCAACGGAAUGGGGAGACAUGAGUGGGAGGAGCUGUAGUGGACAAGCAAAAGCACUAAGUGGGUUGAGCUACAAACCAGGCCCACACCCAGCAGAAUUGGUAGUUGAGAGAGUGGUUCGCUCCAUUUCAAUGCCUGUCACUUUGCUUAACGUCACAGCCCUGUCACAGCUAAGAAAGGACGGUCACCCCUCCUUCUACGGCCACGGCGGCCACCGUGACAUGGACUGCAGUCAUUGGUGUCUCGCCGGAGUACCCGAUACUUGGAAUAUUCUCUUAUAUGCUUCUCUUAUACAAAAUUAAUUACUUAAUACUAAUUAUAAUUAGUUAUAUUGUUAUUAAUUCUUAUCAAUAAUGUAACUACCAAAAAAAUGAAAAGAGGAAAAAGAAAAAAGGUAGUGUGCUUAUAAAUUUUACAUCUAUACAUGUAUGUACUAGAUUUUUUAUAUUGUUUAUGGCUAUAAUGAAUAAGUAUAUAUAUAUCAAGUUAAUAUAGUAA